Molecule: messenger RNA, 3006 nt
Organism: Benincasa hispida (wax gourd)
Lineage: Eukaryota; Viridiplantae; Streptophyta; Magnoliopsida; Cucurbitales; Cucurbitaceae
Source: RefSeq, a predicted model, not a curated record
UAAACCAUUGGGUUUAAUUGGAAAUCACAUACAAGUUCUCAUUUUGUGUAAUGAGAUUAUUAGGGCAAAAAUGACCUGGCAAUGCAGUCAUGGCCUACACACAGCUCAAUGACCCCUUUGGUAAAAGAGAAAAAAAAAGAAGGUAAAGGUGGAAUGCCACGUGGAGCUACCAUUUUGGAGGUGAGAUUAUACUAAUAGAACCAUUAUUAGAAGUGUUACGUUACACCACUCGCAGUAAUUUGAUAGGAACAGGUAGGACGAUUUCGUCUUUUCGAUACGGUUAUAUUUAUUAUAAAAUAAUAAAAUAAUGACAGGCUCUCUGCCCAAUGUCCCUAUUGUCUCUCUGGGCUGCAUCUUUAAACCUGACCAAAGUAUAUACUUCUAACUCCCCAACCCUUUUUCUCUUUCCUCAAACCAUUUUUCUUUUUCUUUAUUUUUACCAUUUUUAUUUAUUUAUUUAUCUGUGAAGUGGCCAAAGCUCCAAGGUUGAAAUGGGUCAAUUCCGAGUCUACGAGACUCAGAAAAAAGGCACCGGCUUUGCCAGCGAGUAACAAGGAAGAAAGAGAGUAGCUUUUUUAAGCACGAGUUUGACAGUGUCCUGAACCACCACCACCACCACCAGUGGAAGAUCUCCCAUUUUAGCCACCGUCACGGAAUGUGGAGAUCGUCGGAAGAUCGGAAGUAGAAAGCCGCCCGAGUUUGUUCUAUUCUUGGAAAGCUGCUUUCUCAUUGAGAUUUUGGCCAAAGGAGCUCAAAAUGGGUUGCUGUUACUCAAGAUUAGAGAGAGAAGAAACUGUUUCGAGGUGCAAAGCGAGAAAGAGGUACAUGAAACAGUUGGUGAAGGCAAGGCAAGCUUUUUCUGCUUCUCACAGCUUGUACAUUCGUUCUCUUCGUGGCACUGGCGCCGCUCUCCGGCAGUUUUCCAAUGCAGAGACCUACAUUCGCCGCCCUCAGCAGCAGCAGCAGAACUACCACCACCACCUCCCGCCGGUACUUCCAUCUCCGACCCCACGAACGCCGCCGCCGCCUCCACCUCCACAUAUCCCCAUGAGUCCUAGUUCAGACACCUGGACAUCGAUCACGGCCUCCCCGGCACUACCUCCGCCGCCGCCGCCGCCACCAUCAUCCACUUGGGAUUUCUGGGACCCUUUUGUGCCGUCGACAUCUCGCACUGUGACCGAGGAAGAAUGGGAGGCCACCACCAUUGCAUCGGAGGCUAUGGUCACUGUAACAGGGGCAGCGAGCUCAGCACCACCGCCGUCAGUGGUGAGUGGUUUUUCAAAGGACACUUCAAGCACUGAGCUUGCUAUGGUAGUGUCGAGGAACACCAAAGAUCUGGUGGAGAUUAUUAAGGAGCUUGAUGAGUACUUUCUCAAAGCUGCUGAUGCUGGUGCUCAGCUCUCUUUGCUUUUGGAAGUCCCCACUUUUUCUUCUCAGAAUAAAGGAGCAGGGCAGGGUUACAAUAACGGGUGGAGCUUGAGCCCUUCGUUAUGGGUGUGGGGUUCAAACACAAAAUCAAAUGAUGCAUUUGGUAAGUUAAACGGAGAAAUAACACCAACAAAUAUGGGAAAUGGAUGUGCUGGGAAUAGCAGCAGCCACUGCUCGACAGUGGAGAAGCUGUACGCUUGGGAGAAAAAACUGUACCAAGAAGUCAAGACGGCCGAGGCUACAAGGAUAGAGCAUGAGAAGAAGGUGGAACAGCUGAGGAAGCUAGAGCUGAAGAGGGCUGACUAUGUAAAGACUGAGAAAACUAAGAAAGAGGUUGAAAAGCUGGAGUCACAGAUGAUGGUUGCUUCUCAGGCCAUUGAAACUACAUCUGCUGAAAUCGUCAAGCUAAGAGAAAUCGAGCUCUAUCCACAACUCCUUGAGUUUGUCAAAGGAUUGAUGUGCAUGUGGAGAAGUAUGUACGAGUCUCAUCAGGUCCAAACACACAUUGUUGAACAGCUCAAAUAUCUAAACAUCAUACCAUCUGCUGAGCCAACAUCCGAGAUUCACCGCCAAUCAACUCUCCAGCUUGAGCUUGAAGUCCAGCAAUGGCAUGCCUCUUUUUGCAAUCUAGUGAAAGCUCAACGGGAUUAUGUCCAAUCUCUUACAGGCUGGCUCCGGCUUUGCCUUUUCCAGAUAAGUGGGAACCCAUUAUUAAGAACAGGUCAAGAUUCUAGAAUUUACUCACUUUGCGAAGAAUGGAAUCUCGCAGUUGAUAGGAUUCCAGACAAAGUGGCUUCUGAAGGAAUCAAGAGCUUCUUAACCGUAGUUCAUGCCAUUGUUGUUCAACAAGCUGAGGAAUAUAGGCAAAAGAAGAAGGCAGAUUCUGCCUCAAAAGAGCUUGAAAAGAGAGCAAUUGAGCUAAGAUCACUAGAAAGCAAAUAUGUUUCCCAUUCAAUGCGAGAAUGCUCGGCAUCGACGAGAGGAAGAGACCCAGUUCAAGAGAAGCAAAACAAGGUGGAUAAUUUGAGAACAAAAGCUCGAGAUGAGAAACAAAAGCAUGAAAACUUAGUCAGUGUGACAAGGUCAAUGACGAUAAAUAACUUGCAGAUGAGUUUUCCCCAUGUUUUCCAGGCAAUGGUUGGGUUUUCCAGUGUAUGUAUGCACGCAUACGAGGCAGUUUACAAUCAAACUAAAAAUCCUGACCAGCAUGAAGUGAAGAGAUUACUACCUUAAAAGAGAUCUGAUUCGAGAGGGAGCUAUUCCAGCCAAUUCCUGUGCAUAGUGAAUUCAACAAGGGGGAGUUUACUGGUAAAAAAAAAAUGUGGAAUCUAGGCAUCGACUUCAUUUAUUCUGAUAGAAGAUUUCAUAUGGAUAAUGGAAAAGAGGAUGCAAGUGGGAUAUUUUGCUCGCUUUUAUGAAAGGGGCAGGAAUUGCCGCGCCAGCUCCUCUGAAAUGGUGUGGAAGUUAAAAUACAGGCCUGGAGUUUUGUAGAGUUCAUAGUUUUUAGACCAUUAUGGUCAGUAUGUUGUUCUUGUAAAUAGAUAUUUCAUCACAUUUUCGGAAGUUUUAUUUGCUUAA